Molecule: messenger RNA, 1368 nt
Organism: Cladocopium goreaui
Lineage: Eukaryota; Dinophyceae; Suessiales; Symbiodiniaceae
Source: the annotation of a GenBank genome assembly
AUGCUGCACACCUUCUAUGGGAGGCAGAAACGACGGCCAUUUCUGGGGCUCUUGUUGCUGUUCAUUUUUUUCAGGCCAAGCGCGGCGCGAAGCUGCCAAGGCGAGCGCUGGGGAAGGCUCCAUGAAGCCUUGCUGGAAGCCUCGCAGGAGGAGUAUCUGGAAAACUUCAGUCCUGCCAUGUUCGAGUUGACACAGUACGAGAUCUUUGAGUGGUUCAAAGCAAACUACCGUGACUGCGUGGAAGGUUUACUGUCGAUGGUUCUAUAUUUGUCACUGAUCAUGGACGAGCGGCGUGCUUCUUUGCUGGACUUGGCCAGCCGAGCUGCUCGGGAGCUGAAUCCCUUGGCACUGCGAUCAGGACAAUCGACAUGGCCAUUCUUCGGUUUGUUGGAGCAGUUGCAGCUGGUGUGGCAGGCUGGGCAGCACGCAGCUCCGCUGUUGACGGAUCCCUGGCGCCUGCCUCCAUCCUGUCGAAAGGGACCGUCUGCGCUGCACCCCUUUCGGAAAGGGAAGGAGAACUUGGGCGGCCUUGCUGCCGCCUGGGGUUGGACAGGUCCUUCACCCGUCGAAGAUUUUGCCAACCAUUCUGUCUUAAGAUUGGCUCGGAACUUGCCUCCUGGUUCCCUGUUGAUCGAUGCUGGAGUUUUCGAUGGAACUGAUUGGUCUCUGAUGGGCAUUCUGGCUGGUGCGACCGUGAUUGGUUUCGAGCCUUUGCUGGAGAACAGGAAACUCAUUGACGACAGGCUACCCGUGCGGCUCAGUGAGUAUGAUCAAACUUCGGCCCACACAUUCCUGCACAUUGAGCCGGGAGAGGCAGUGCCACGGCUUGACUGGAAGUCUGUUUUCACGGAGGGCAGCAGGGCCGGUCACAGCUACAUUAUGACCGCUGCUCUUGGAGAACGCGUCAGGGCCUUGAAUAUGACAACGCGCUAUGACUACAGCAGCAUUUCUGACCAAGGAUAUCUCACAGGGCCUCCCAAUAUGCAAGUGGAAGAGAUUGCCAUGACAACGCUGGAUGACACCAUCGGUCCGUACUUGCCAUUCGACCACAUCGACCUCUUGAAGCUAGAUGUGGAAGGCUACGAGAUGGGUGCCUUGCGCGGUGCCGAAGGGCUGCUGGCCGACGGACGGAUUCGCUUCCUGGUGAUGGAGUUUCAUCCAGGAAUGCUCGGAAGCAGUGGCACUGAUCCGGAAGGACUGCUACAUUUCCUCCAUCACUAUUGCUUCCGAUGCUUCUCCUUGAAGAUCGAGCAGAUGCAGAGCUUCCGUGAUUUCGUGGCGCGUUAUGUGACCCCUGCAGCAACUCCUCUGCAGGGACUUGGUGAAUUGGAGGAUUUGAUCUGCGAGAACCUGGCUUUUGGUGCCUGA